Molecule: messenger RNA, 1468 nt
Organism: Penaeus vannamei (Pacific white shrimp)
Lineage: Eukaryota; Metazoa; Arthropoda; Malacostraca; Decapoda; Penaeidae
Source: RefSeq, a predicted model, not a curated record
AGAAAGAAAGAGAAAGAGAGAAAAAGAAAGAUAAAGAUGAAGAUGAAUUAGAUAGAUAACAAAAACAGGUGUGGAAAAGAUUGCCAGAAACACUUUGAACUCGAGAUAAAGAGCCAGGGAGGAAGAGAGCGCAAAGUCGAGGCAUCAGCUGGUAAUUUAGUGGCGGAGCAGCACUCCUUAAAGUGUGACGUAUUAAUUAGGUCUCGCGCUCCAUGUGGCUCCAGGCCCGGGUGGAAUGCCGUGGUGGAAAGAGGACGAAAAUGAUGACGAUCGUGGUGCAUGUGUGGUGAUGGGGAGCAGUGCGAUAGUGGCUGGAUGGUGGUGACGGCGUGAAGGGUUUGUGAUGAGUGUGUGAUUGAUAAAGGUUAAUGGGAAAGUGAUGUGGGCAUUGGGUCGAAGGGAUGUUUGUGUGGAUGGAAGUGGUGGUGAUGAGUUGUGAUGAAUUGAUGGUAAGAUUAGUGUGGAAGGAUGCUAGCAACUAGAAGCAUUGCUAGCGAAAGCAUUAGCAGGCGCAGCAGCAGCAGCCGUGAUACAGUGGCAGAAUAACACCAGUAAAAUGCAAUCAUGACAAUGGAUAUAAUCAUGGCAAAUGGGAGCAAAGAGCAUGUCUGGGACACAGCAGGUGAAAGAGGGAGAAAGAGAGAGAAGAGAACAAGCGGGUAGAGAAAGGUCAAUGCAGGGAUGAGUCAGGGCGAGUUAGGAUGGGUAAGGAUGCAGCCUGACGACCCUCGGGGAUAUGGAGGAAGCCGAGUCCUGUAGAACUUCAUUAAGAAAAGGAUGUGUGCCUAGGUAUCCCCCAUGUUUUGACGGGUAGAAUGUUGAGAAGGUCCUCGCCCUCUCUCCUCCCCACGCGCGCUCUCUCUCGCUCCGUCUACGCACCUGGCAUUUGUACGCAGAGACGCCUCUCUCAGCUGAGGCGUCCCACCCAUACGCGGAUUUAUUGUCCUUUAUUAAGUCGAACACACUUGCCUGUAGAAGCAGUGAGGAGCGAACAGCCCCGUAGCGCGGAGAUUGGGGGUUGCGAGGAGGGCCUGCCACCAUGGGAGCUUUGCACUCGAGAAACGCUCUCCUGGCGGACCUGCAGAACACCAUCACCCCCGCCACCUCGGCGCCCACCACACCACACCCCGCCCACAACGGUGUCGGAACGCCCUCGCCCACGCCCUCCCAACAGCACCCUCAGCCACAGCCAGCACCACCCGUCGCCGCACAAGGUUUAUCACCAAGAGCGCGUCGAGGAGGUUCGGACCGAACAGCGGUCAUCAGGAGGGGGCAAGAUGGCUUCUUUAAAUAAUAACCUCUCCGAACUGGAUACUCUGCUACAGGACUUAAAUAAUGCGAGAUAUACAGGAGUCUUCAAAGAGCCCGCCGCCGCCACCAACGGCACCGUCAACGGAUCGAGGCCGACGGUGGACUCGCUUCUGGACGCCCUCGACGAUGUGGAUACCGGGUAAGGAACAAGAGUGGG